AUGAACUUCCAAAACUACACCAGCGAGAACUUUGUUAACGGAUUCAAUCCUACUAGCAAUACCACUAGAGGUAGACCUAGAAGUAACCAAGCAGCUCCUGCUGCUCCUGCUACUGCUACUGCUAUACAAUCCCAUAGGCGGAAUAUUCGGUUACUGAAUAUUACACGCACUAAACUUUCUCUUUGGCAUUUACGUAAUGUCACCUGCGGAGAUGAAUUUAGAUCCUCACGUACUUUUGUCUUUACUUUUUCUAACAGUAUUUUCUUUUGUUACCUUAAUUUACAUUUUAUCUACACCCCAAACAACUUUGUUCCUCGGUUGGUCUCUUCUGGUUCACCAGCAGAAAGAGUGUCGUAUUUGGCCACCGUUACACAAUACCUUACUGGAAUUCUGUAUUUUAAACAGAACAAUAAGAGUGUCCCAGAUCGGUUGAUUCAGGGCGACGUUAUUUGAAAUCAAUUCUAACGAGUAGAAUUCAUUUAAUGUAAGGCGGGAAACUGAGUAUAGAUUUAUUACAAGACCAGAAAGGUUGACUCAACACAACUACCAGGGGAAGUUGUUCAAUAUAAAAAGGAUCAAUUAUUUCAUCGCAGCAGAGUUCUUUUAGUCUAUUUUUACCUC
Mucor mucedo is the source of this 621-nucleotide messenger RNA. RefSeq lists its product as uncharacterized. Lineage: Eukaryota; Fungi; Mucoromycota; Mucoromycetes; Mucorales; Mucoraceae. Bases 1 to 453 code for a protein of 150 amino acids. The transcript is spliced from 4 exons. The record is from RefSeq and is a predicted model, not a curated record.